This is a messenger RNA of Suncus etruscus (white-toothed pygmy shrew), 1569 nucleotides long. It is a transcript of the gene KRT4, whose product is annotated as keratin 4. The record is from RefSeq and is a predicted model, not a curated record. Gene Ontology annotation, cellular component: keratin filament. Gene Ontology annotation, molecular function: structural constituent of skin epidermis. NCBI's taxonomy places the organism in Eukaryota, Metazoa, Chordata, Mammalia, Eulipotyphla, Soricidae. Gene Ontology annotation, biological process: keratinization; intermediate filament organization.
AUGAUCUCCAGACAGCAGGGUGUCCGAAACUCCUCUAGGGGCUUCAGCUGUGGCUCAGCCAUCGUAGGAGGGGGCAGAAAGUCUGCUUUCAGCUCUGUCUCCAUGUCUGGGGGUGCAGGCCGGUGCUCCUCUGGAGGCUUUGGCAGCCGGAGCCUCUACAACCUUGGUGGCAACAGGAGCAUCUCCAUGAGCAUGUCCGGGUGCAGGCCAGGUGCUGGCUUUGGAGCUGCUGGAGGUUGGGGCUUCGGUGCUGGCAGCUUUGGCGGUGGAUUUGGAGGUGGUUUCAAUGGACGGGGUGGUCCUGGCUACCCUGUCUGCCCUGCUGGGGGCAUUCAGGAAGUCACCAUCAACCAGAGCCUGCUGACCCCCCUCCAUGUGGAGAUUGACCCCGAGAUCCAGAAGGUUCGCACAGAAGAGCGGGAACAGAUCAAGACCCUCAAUAACAAGUUCGCCUCCUUCAUCGACAAGGUGCGGUUCUUAGAGCAACAGAAUAAGGUCCUGGAAACAAAGUGGAACCUUCUGCAGCAGCAGACAACCACCACAUCCAGCAAAAACCUGGAUCCCUUCUUUGAGGCUUACAUCAGUGGUCUGAGGAAGCAGCUGGAUUCCUUGCUCAAUGACAAAGGUCGCCUGCAAUCUGAGCUGAAGACCAUGCAGGACAGUGUGGAGGACUUCAAGACUAAGUAUGAAGAAGAGAUCAAUAAGCGCACAGCUGCUGAGAAUGACUUUGUGGUCCUCAAGAAGGAUGUGGAUGCUGCCUACAUGACCAAGGUGGAGCUUCAGGCUAAAGUGGAUGCACUCACAGAUGAGAUCAACUUCCUGAGGGCCCUUUAUGCUGCGGAACUGGCCCAGAUGCAGACUCAUGUCAGUGACACAUCUGUGGUCCUGUCCAUGGACAACAACCGCUGCCUGGACCUGGACAGCAUCAUCGCCGAGGUGCGCGCGCAGUAUGAGGAGAUUGCCCAGAGGAGCAAGGCAGAGGCUGAGGCCCUGUACCAGACCAAGGUUCAGCAGCUUCAGACUUCAGUUGACCAACAUGGUGACAGCCUGAAGAAUACCAAAAGUGAGAUUGCAGAGCUCAACAGAAUGAUCCAGAGGCUGCGGGCUGAGAUUGAGAAUGUUAAGAAGCAGUGCCAGACUCUACAGGCAUCUGUGGCUGACGCUGAGCAGCGCGGGGAGCUGGCUCUCAAAGACGCCUACAGCAAGCGCACAGAGCUGGAGGCUGCCCUGCAGAAGGCCAAGGAGGAGCUGGCCCGGAUGCUGCGCGAGUACCAGGAGCUGAUGAGUGUGAAGCUGGCCCUGGACAUUGAGAUUGCCACCUACCGCAAACUGCUGGAGGGCGAGGAGUGCAGAAUGUCUGGAGAGUGCCAGAGUGCAGUGAGCAUCUCUGUGGUCGGCGGCAGUGCCAGCGCUGGAGGCAUUGGCGGAGGAUUAGGCAGCUGCUCUGGAUUUGGAAUGGGCGGUGGCUUUGGCUCUGGCUCUGGAAGCGGUUUUGGAUUUGGAGGCGGAGUCAGUUCUGGCAGCAAGAUCAUCUCUACCACCAGCCUGUCCAAGAGGUCCCACCGAUAA